Micropterus dolomieu (smallmouth bass) is the source of this 6066-nucleotide messenger RNA. It is a transcript of the gene zmym4.1, whose product is annotated as zinc finger MYM-type containing 4, tandem duplicate 1. The record is from RefSeq and is a predicted model, not a curated record. The transcript has 27 exons. Lineage: Eukaryota; Metazoa; Chordata; Actinopteri; Centrarchiformes; Centrarchidae. Gene Ontology annotation, molecular function: zinc ion binding. Bases 156 to 4835 code for a protein of 1559 amino acids.
GAAGAAGACACACGCUCUCUGCAACAAGGUAGACUGGACUUUGUGCAAAGGAUGUAAUGAAGAACCGUUCAGAAAGGAUUGCACGGCUGUAGAGUGUAUUUUACAAGUCGUCUUUUAUUUGUCACAUCCAAGGAUUGCGGGAUUUUGGAGUAAACAUGGCGGCUACGGAAACUGGCGACGGACACCAACUGGCCACCAAUCAAGUCUCGUCUGUCCAAGUCGCUGGCGCGGUAACGGAGGGGACGGACGGAGAGUCCAUGGAAGCUGUUUCAGAGCCAGGAUCAUCAGGGGAUGUUGGAGACCCAAUUCUUGUUAGCGGGGCUUCUCCUAGACUCUCUGAAAAUGGAGGGGAGAAUAACUUUGUUGCUGAAAAAGAUGGUGAAAGUCAAGAAACGGAGGCAGCUGUGGUCCCUAGUCCUGUAUCUGCAUCCCCUCUAAAUCUAUCCCCGUCACAGAUGUCUUUGUCGACAGAAGAGACAGUCAGCACAGUUUUGGUUCAAGGUGGUGAGACAGGUAGCACCUCAGAGUCUGAAAAAGAGUGUACUGAGGUAAAAACUGAGGAAGAGUUUGAGGUAAAAGAAGAAAAUGUGGGAGUAAAGGACAACAGCGUAGAGGAAAGUCCCACAGGACCUGAUGUCAGUGAGAACUCAAACAUGGAUGAGACUUCUGAUUGCAAGAAUGAGAUAAACACAGAUGAAAAGAUGGACCCAGACAUUGAUGCUAAGGAGGACAUUGACGUUGAACGGGAGUCUCUUGGCUGUAAAUUGAGGGUUUCUACAGCGGACGACCUCGAUGAGAUGAUGGACAUUGGGACAGUGGAUCAGGUGGAACAGGAAGCUCAGAUGAAAGAGGAGGAGGAGCAGAAUAGUUUGAUGGAAGAGGACAGCAGCCCGUCACCUGUCAUUUCAAAUACAGCCUCAGAGGCAGAGCACAGUAACUCUGUUAAGGAGGAAACUGAUGUGAAACCCACUGUGUCACCACCACCCGCAGAGGAGGACGUCAAAGUGGCUGUAGAGUCGAUGCAGUCCAGCUCGUCUCCAUCGUCUGAAGCCACGACCAGUGCAGGAAGGAACAGCUCAUCUCCUGCCACCAUGAUGAACGGGUUGAAAGUAGUUAAGCUAUCGGACAAUAAAAGCUUACAUUCUGCCAAUCAGCCUGUCAAGUCAUCUCCUUCACCACCUUUGGUCAAGGUGAAGGAUGAACCUGUAGACGAAGAGUACGAGCAUGCUCUAAUAUCCUCGACAUCUACAGCUAGCGUGAAAGAUGAGCCCAACACUGCAAAGGAGGACUUAAGGAUCGGCUCGGUCUUCUCUGUGACCCCAGCUGCUGAAACACUGCCCGUCGUCAGCCCCUCGGCGUUGCACAUGUCCUGUUCCAAUUGCAAGAAGAGCCUGAUGAAAGGACAGACAGCGUUCCAGAGGAAGGGCUCCCCAGCACUCUUCUGCUCCACUGCCUGCCUCACCACAUCUCUCACUACAGUCAAAGGAGUCACAAAGACCUGCCACAACUGCCAAAAGUUGAUAUUCCGGCCUCAGGACGUCAUUCUGGCUCCAGAUGCUAAAGGAGCCAUGAAGGAAUUCUGCAGCCAGACCUGCCUGACCUCUUUCAACUACAAAAAAAACAUCAAUGUCAAAAAACCACCGCAACCAAUAGCACCACAGUCACUCUGCAGCAUGUGUACCAGAUACUGCAUUAGCAAACAUGAGGUGGUCCUGAGCGGUGCUGUCCACAAGAUCUGCAGUGACGCCUGCUUUAACCGUUUCCGCACAGUGAACAACCUGUCCUUGGCCGGCUGCGUGAACUGCGGCUCCUACUGCCACAGCAAACCGCUCAUGCUGAAGGUGGAAGACGGCAACAAAACUCUGUGCAAUGCAGAGUGUCUGGCCAAGUACAAAGAGAAAACCAAGACAACCGUGCCUUGUCUGAUGUGUCGCACUACCCGGUUGCUGGCAGAAAUGGUUGAAAUCAAAAACAGCGAUGAUUCUGUGAACCUCUUCUGUAGCAGCAGUUGUGUGAUGGCAUUCAAGGUCCAGACUGUCAGUGCGUCAGGUACACGUUUGAAUUGUGAUAAUUGUGGGAAAAACACCGUACCGGCCUACCACCUGGCCAUGUCUGAUACCUCCAUCAGGAACUUCUGCACUCUACCUUGUGUCAUGGCUUUUCAGGACAAGUUCAAGAAGUCCCAGAAACAGGUGAAUGUUUUUACCAAGUUGCCAGCUGGAUCUGAGGUUCAGGCUGUUACUCCUACCCAACCUCAGCAAGACGCACCCAAAGGACCCCAGAAACUAAACUGCUCCCAGUGUGCCCGCAGCAUAACUUUUAAACCCGAGCUCAUCCAGAUCAAGGACAAGGUUGUUUUCGUGUGUAACAUGGACUGUGCCCAGGAGUUCAAGAAAGCCAACUUUGUGACAAGCCUGUGUGAAUACUGUAAGAUUGAAAAGAUCACCAGAGACGCCAAGAGAAUCAACAACAAAGACUGUUUCUUCUGCAGCGACGGCUGUAAGCUCCUCUUUCGACAUGACCUGACUAAAAACUGGGGGAGACACUGUCACUCCUGCGUCUACUGCCAUUGUGUGUCCAAGAAGCUGGUGACAGCACAGUAUGGAGGCUCGACUGAGGAGUUCUGCUCUGAGGAGUGCAGGUCCAAAUACACCAUGCUCUUCUGCCAUGUUGCAAAGUGUGACACCUGCGGCCGCAAAGGGAAACUGAAGCAGAGUCUUCCCAUGCUGGGAGAGGUCAAACACUUCUGUGACCUGCUUUGUCUGCUUCAGUUCUGCUGCGAUAAAGUGGCUUCGCAGGGCGAGGUUCUCAGAGAAACAGGGGAGCCCACACCUGUCAUCGCCAAUGUCAUCUCGCUUGCAGGCACUCCAACAGGGAAAUCCAAUGCUUCUGACAUAUCUGCCCAGCAAAGCACAGUCUCUGUCUUUCAAUCAAAGAAGACUGGACAUAUCAGUAUUCAGACAGAUCCAGUGAAAACUUAUCCUCCUCCUGGCCCCAAAAUCCUGAAGAACAAGGCUCUGCUCUGUAGACCGCUGGUGCAGAACAAAGGGGUCUCCUGUAAAACACAGACAGCCGAUGUUGAAGCACAGACAGAUGAUGCUUUCCCUAAAAUCAUGGUUGUGCCUAUCCCAGUGCCGGUAUAUGUUCCUGUACCCAUGAACAUGUACAGCCAGUGUACACCCAGACCUGUGGGCCUGCCAGUACCGAUGCCUGUGCCCAUGUUCCUUCCUGUGACAAUGGACAGCGCUGAACGCAUCGUAGAAACCAUCCAGGAGAUCAAAGAGAAGAUACCGUCCGACCCCUUCGAGGCGGAGCUCAUCCUCAUGGCUGAGAUGGUUGCAGAAGAAGAGGAGAAGAAUGACAAACAGAAGAGAACAAAGGAGAAAGUGGUGGAGAAAGAGAGACAAGAAGCACCUGCAACAUUUGACCACGCCAGUAACUACAGUGACGACUUGGACACGGACGACUUGGCCAGUUUCCUCAACAACUGGGAGGAAGCAUCUUCCGACACAGGUCUCAGGUCUCCCAGUCAACCGUUCGCCCCCGAGAAGCUCAACCCGAUUCUAGACAUUCCUGUGGGCAUGUCCAGUGAGCCUUACGCCGAGCCCCCACCUCUAGCACCCCCUGCCAUGGACAUCGAAGCUGACUUCACUGUUGAAACUCUGGAGAAUAUGGCUCGGCUCAGAGAGCAUUCCCAGAGAUCCCCAAGCCCUCCGCCUGCUGUUCCACGACGACGACAAGCUCACAGGAAAGCCAGAGAAAAGAAGGGUCGUAAGUCACAACGAACAUCUAAGGCAGCUGAAGCGUCGUCUCAAAGAGCUCCUUUCAACAAGGUCGUGCCUUUAGACGUGCCAAAACUGAAGAGUCAGUACGGCGUUGAUGCCUGGAAGCGAUGGAUCCAGUGGAGGCAAACUCAACCCAACCUGGAGAAACCACGCUUUGGUUCCCGUCCCAUGGAGUUGAAGGAGGACGUUCUUCGCUCUACUACUGCUGAGCUGAGCUAUGGCCUCUGUUGCUUUAUCACUGAGGUGAAACGACCGAAUGGAGAGCCCUACUCCCCCGACAGCCUGUUCUACCUCUGCCUCGGCAUUCAACAGUACCUGUUUGAGAACGGUCGUGUGGAGAACAUAUUCAUGGAUCGGUUCUACAACAAGUUCUCCACUGAGUUCACUAAUAUGCUGAGAGUUUUCAAGCCCUCAGUCACAUCAAGUGGUUAUAUCCAUUCAAGGGUGGAGGAGGAGUUCCUGUGGGACUGUAAACAGUUGGGAGCGUACUCUCCCAUUGUCCUCCUCAACACUCUGCUCUUCUUCUGUUGCAAGUACUUUGGCUUCACCACGGUGGAGCAGCACCGCCAGCUGUCCUUCGCCCAUGUCAUGCGCUGCACCAAAACCAACCAGAACAACACCAAGACCACCUUCCUGCGCUUCUACCCCCCGAUAUCCAUAAAUGAGGCAGAGCCAGAUCCAGAGGUUCCGGCAAAGAAGCGUAAGGAGGAGGAGAGUAAAGACGAUGUUCUGGAGAUGAUGGAGAACACGGAGAACCCUCUCCGCUGUCCAGUCAGACUCUACGAGUUCUACCUCUCCAAGUGCUCGGAGUCGGUCAAGCAGCGCACCAACCUGUUCUACCUUCACCCCGAGCGCUGCUGCGUCCCCAACAGCCCCUUGUGGUUCUCCUCCACCCCUCUGGAUGAUAGCACCAUGGAAGCCAUGCUCAUCCGCAUCCUCACCGUCAGAGAGCUGCAUCUAAAGACGAGGAAAGACGGAGGGACGGAGAAGCAGACUUCCAGUGACCCGCCAUUUAUACCUGACGAGGAGGACAAUGGGGAUUCAGAGUGAUGAAAUGAGCUUUAUUGGUGCAACAUCAGCUUGUGGUGUAAAUGUUUGUAAAUAAACUGAAAUGUUCAUUCAAAACAUAGCCCAAUAAACAUCAAUGGACGGAAUAAAUCUCACAUACAUAAAUACAGUGUGCUUGAACUGCCAAGAAAGUCAUACUUCCUAAACUACACGUUGAUCAGGAUUUAGAGAUCUUCAAAUGCAGUGUUUGUGUAGGUGAGAUGCAAGACUCAGCUCAGCAUUCGGACUUUUUACUUCUCCUCAGCAGGACACGUAGCUGUCCUUUGGUGUUUUAUCCAGUGAAUGGUUGCUUAUCAUGGCUACUUUUUUCCUUCCACGUGUUAUGAUUCGUUAAAUUCCUGUGAAAGUUUUUUCGGGGUUAUUUUGUUCUUGUUUGAGCUAUAAUGGGGAACAUUUUUUUAUUUCUGUUGGUGUCGGUGAGCAAAUGUCCACCCCAGAAGACAAACGGAAACUGGGCUUUUUGUAAUGUAGGUGUUCACUGGCAAAUUAACAGUUUAGUUUCAUCAAUGCCAUAAUUUGGAUUCAGUUUGUCAGUGAAAGAGCCAAUGCUUAUUUCCAGACCCAAUAUUUUUACAGAUUUUAAUACCCUUUUAAUACACUGUGGAUUUUUCCUCCAUUUCUGUGGGUAGAAUUGCUUCUCCAAGUCACGGUAAAAUGUACAAGAUCAAUUUACGCACAAAAACUUUCUUCAACACACAUUGUGUGUUGUGCUCAACAGAUUUAAUCAAUGCCAUGAUUUGGAUUCAGUUUGUCAGUGAAAAAGCCCACGUUUAUUUCCAGACCCAAUACCUUUGCUGUUUUUAAUACGCUGUGGAUGUUUCCUUUAUAUCUAUAGCUGGUAGAAUUGCUGUUUGAGAGGCUUCUCCAACAAACCAAAAUCUACAAGAUCAAUUCGCACAAAAAACCUUGCUUCAACACACACUGCUCAACAGAUAAUUUUACCUUUAAAGGUCUAGUCCCUUCUCUGAACACACUGAAUUGAGCAAAAGAAUUUGAGGAUUGAGGAUUUUAGACAUGCUAUUUCAUCCAAAGCGUCUUCUGAGACUUUGAGUGUUUUGCAUAACCACCAGGUAUUGUAUAAAAAAAAGAAAGUUAAAUACUGUCCCUUCAUGUAUGUCUUGGUUAUAUUAACCCCAGUCCUUUAGAGUAUGGAUGCCAAGGUUGUGAGUAUUUUCUAUUGUAUGUUCUUUAUGAAUAAAAGCAUUUAAAAACA